AUGGCGGCGCAGGCGAGGGCGUUGGAGUCCCAGGUGUGGCGCGAGCGGGACGAGGAACAGGACGACGACAAAGCAUCGACGGCCGACGACCGGCGCGCGCAGGAAGAGGAGAUGUCGAUUCUCGUGAGUAUUUUCUGCGACUGCGCGAGAGGCGACGACGCGAACGCCGUGAGGGAGGCUUUGGCUUCGGGACGCGACGUCGGCGACGCGACUUCGAGCGGGCGGUUGUUUCGCGCAGAACUGGAGAUCGACGUCGAGAUCGACGGCGAAGCAGAGGUCUUGAACGGAGAUUCCACGCAUCUUGUUGCUGCUUUACCGCCGAUAUUUCUGGAAUUCAUCUUCCCGAGAAGGUAUCCCUCGCGCGAGGCGCCGAAGUUCGUCAUUCGUAGUGAUUGGUUGUCGAACAGCCAUUUGAGCGCGAUGUGCGCGAGAUUGGACGCCAUAUGGGAAGACCAGCGUCCAAACGGUGAGCCAAUAGUGUAUGAAUGGACUCAAUGGAUAAAGAACGACGCGAUGCGAGACGUAUUGUUGAAUGCGCAGGGCGCGCUCGACGUCUCAGCUCGAGGUCUUGGGUGGGCGGACGGCGAGUUUGAAGUCGACGCGAGAGCCGUCGUUACGGCUCGAGACGCGAAUGAGGCGGUGUUUACGAUUUUACGUGCAGACGCACAUGCUAGACGACGAGCAUUUCUGAUCAGCUGCGAUAAUUCGUGCUCAAUGUGCCUCGCGGAUGACAUCAAAGGCGUCGACGUUCGACGAGUGUCGAGCGCCUGCGCGCACACGUAUUGCGUCGAGUGCGUGACGCGCAUGGCGCGCGUGCACGUGAGCGAAGGCUCUGUCUUACGCUUGGUCUGCCCGGAAUGUUCGUGUGCGUUCGAUCCUCAUGUGCUGCGCGCCAUUCUGAACCAUGAUGAGUAUGAAAAGUAUGAAGCCACGCUGCUCGCGCGCACGCUCGACUCGAUGGCGGAUCUCGUGUACUGCCCUCGAUGCGAGCAUCCCGUUAUUGAAGAAGAAGAUCAAAAUUUUGGGCGAUGUCCCGGUUGCUUCUUCGCUUUCUGCACGCUUUGCCGCGCGUCGUGGCACGCUGGGUCCGAGUGCCUCAACGCUGAGCAAAAGCUCGCGGUGCUCGAGGCGAGACGUCGCGGUGACUCGAAAAUGUCCGAAGAAGCGUUGCGUCAGUACAAAGAACAAAUCGCCGACGUAUCCGCGGCCGCAUACGUCGAACGGAACGGCCGCAAGUGCCCAGUGUGUGGUCAAGGGGUUGAGAAAAACGAAGGCUGCAACAAGAUGACGUGCGCGUGCGGCGCCUACUUUUGUUGGAAGUGCGGUCAAAAGCUUGAAGGCGACGGGUAUUCUCAUUACCGAAACGUCAACGGCGAACCCGGCACGAGCACGUGUCAACUCUUCGACCUCGACGCCAUCGAAGCGUGGGAGCGCGAUAUGGCCGCGCUUCGCGUCGACGGUCGCGCGCCUCGCGCGCCGAGAGCCGCCGACGUCAUCUCCUGCAUCCGCUGCAAGGCCCAAAACGUCGCCUUCGAUCGAAACAACCACGUUCGAUGUUGGGCCUGCAACUCUUCUUUUUGCGCCGCGUGCAGGCGCGUCGUUCUGAAGACGUCCGAGCACUACGCGCCGAGCGCCCCGUGCAAGCAGCACCGAAAGUGA
Ostreococcus lucimarinus CCE9901 is the source of this 1659-nucleotide messenger RNA. It is a transcript of the gene Ara54, whose product is annotated as Ara54-like RING finger protein. The transcript has a single exon. Bases 1 to 1659 code for a protein of 552 amino acids. The record is from RefSeq and is a predicted model, not a curated record. Gene Ontology annotation, molecular function: protein binding; zinc ion binding. NCBI's taxonomy places the organism in Eukaryota, Viridiplantae, Chlorophyta, Mamiellophyceae, Mamiellales, Bathycoccaceae.